Messenger RNA from Entamoeba invadens IP1, 870 nucleotides. Its product is annotated as bisphosphate 3'-nucleotidase 1, putative. The transcript has a single exon. The record is from RefSeq and is a predicted model, not a curated record. Bases 1 to 870 code for a protein of 289 amino acids. Lineage: Eukaryota; Evosea; Mastigamoebida; Endamoebidae.
AUGACGACAACGGUCUUUGAUUUGGCCGAUGUCAUGCUGACGGCCGUCUCCCAUGCGAGUGAUUUUAUCAAGUCAUUCAAAGAUAGUCUUCACGUGGAAAAGAAGGACGACGGGUCAUUAGUUACACAAGUUGAUGAACAGUGCCAAAAGCAUAUGUUUUCGACUAUUUUACACGAAUACCCGACACUCAAUAUCAUCGGGGAGGAAAAAGCAGUUGGUGGAUUACCAGAGAGAGACCUUCCUCAUAUCAUCAAACACACAUAUCCCACUGAUAAUCGAGAAAUAGCCAUUUCAGAUUUGGUCGUCUAUGUCGACCCUUUGGAUGGCACUGACUGCUUUGUAAAGAAACAGUACGAGUGUGUCUGUGUCCUUCUUGGUAUCACUUAUAAAGGAAAACCAUUCAUGGGAAUCGUCUCUCAACCAUUCAACGGUAAUAAAAUCAUCAUUUCCUUCGACAAUCAUGUCCAGUGUUACCCAGAAGAGACUCUUAAGGCUCUUCAAAGCACUGACAACAAGGAUUUCACGUUUGUUUGCUCGCAGAGAAAUGACGUGAAGGACAAAAUUACGAGCUUCCCAGAAAAGUACAACAUCGUUUAUAAAGGAGGGUCUGGCGCUAAAAUGGUGAUGUUAGUACGAGGCGAAGGAGACAUUUAUAUCCACCCUUUAGUGCAAUCGUGCACUUGGGACACUCUUGCAGUCCAAGUGAUCUUAGAGGCUCUCGGAGGUAAAGUCUGCGAUAUCAACGGCAAAGAUUUGUUAUAUCCAACUGACAAAGAAAAGGGUAUGAGACAUCUCAAUGGUGUUGUCUGUUUGUCUCAACGCGCUACAAAGUAUUUAGACUGGGUGGUUGGACUCAAACUGCAAAUUUAA